GAAGAACCCUUGAGAGAUGAAUAAGACCUCAAACAGCACAGCAAUGGCUGACUACUUUUGUGAGGGUAACUGUGACUCGUUGAAUGACUCCAGCUACUCUACAUAUUACGAUUACGGUGAUGGUUCUGACUUCUGCGGUGGAGACAAGCGCCAGGAGGAAAUUUUCAACAUCUUCCAGACCUGUUUUUUCUGCGUGAUCUUCCUGCUGGGCGUGCUGGGAAACUGCCUGGUGAUUGCCACCUUUGCAUUGUACCGCCGCUUCCGCCUACGCUCCAUGACCGACAUCUUCCUGUUUGCCCUGGCGGUAGCUGACCUCCUCUUGCUCCUCACCCUUCCAUUGCAAGGUGUCGACACUCACCUGGGUUGGAUCUUCUCUGUACCCCUCUGCAAGACCAUGCGUGCAUGCUACGCUAUUAACACCUAUAGUGGGCUGCUGCUGCUGGCCUGCAUCAGCGUUGACCGCUACAUGGUGGUGGCACGAGCCCAAGAGAUGCUAAGGCUACGCAGUCAGAUAUUAACAGGUGGGAAGCUAGCUGCUGUAGGCGUGUGGCUUGUUGCGGUUCUCCUUAGCCUGCCUGAAAUUCUCUAUUCUGGGGUGACACUGAAUGAGGCAGACAACAAAUCAUACUGUGGCAUGACAAAGAGUGGGCAAGUCAAAAUGGCCACCAACGGAGCCAAUAUCACCGUCUUCUGCCUGUCCCUCUUCAUUAUGGUGGUGUGCUACACUUCAAUUGCUUGUGUGCUUUGGAAAGGUCGCGUCCAUCGGCGAGGGAAGCAGUGGCGCCACCAGAGAACCCUGAAGCUAAUGGUAGCUCUGGUGCUGGUUUUUCUUGCAUUCCAGCUGCCGUACACAGUGGUGCUGUCUCGCAGAAUAGCGUUUCAGUCCUGCGAUUUUCUGAUUGCGUACAUCACCUGCACUUUGGCAUACACCCGCUGUUGCCUCAACCCCAUCCUGUAUGCCCUGGUUGGUGUGCGUUUCCGUAAGGACGUUAUGACUCUGAUCCACCAUUGGGGCUGUCCAUGUGGCAUCCGAGUGGUGCUUCCCACGGAGAGCUCCGUAUCCAUCUCCGCCUCCUCGCCGGCACUCACCAUGCUCUCAGCUUGUUCUCCAACAUCUCCAGAAGGCAGUUAUUCCAGCAGUGACACAGCAACCCCUGUCAAGUUUCAGUUUCCAGGGAAACAAAAAGACUAGUGAACAGUAAACCACAUACAGAUAUCACGAGGAAGCCAUAAACUCAAUUGACUGGGCCUAAAUCAUUGUGACAUUUCUAACAUAUGGAUAACUGUUAGCACAUUUACAAAUGGUGCUAACCACAAAUACAAUGAAAGUAUAAGAAAAGAUUAAAUACUGUACAAAAAUUAUGAAUGUCUUUUCCAAAUUUAAUGUAAACAUGUAACAUUAACAUGGCAUUAAGACAAAGGUCAAGGAUCAACAAAACCAGCGAGAUUCAUGUUCUGGGGAGUUUAGCCCAAAAUGCUUAAAAAAGAACAUAGAUUGCUUUGAAUUGCUAGUUUUAGCAUGCUAACACAUCCAUAGUGACAGUAAAUAGAACAAACAAAGUGUAAAUAAACAAAGAGGUUUAUGUCUAUACCAAAUUUUGUCUGUCUUUUCAAAAGAAAUUUGCUGAAACGCAACUUCAUGGUGACGCUGAACUUGAAGGUCAAGGAUUAUCCUCUGGUGAGUUGAGUAUUAAAAAAGGAACCCAUAAAUUGAAUAGAUUGGGGCUAAAUCACUGAACUUGUCUCGUGUUGAAUUCACUUGGCAAGUACAUGUGGAAGAUUUCAAUACUGGCGUCAGGAGGUGAAAUUUAAGGAGUCAUGAAAAGGCGUCCCGAAUUUCAGGAUCCUCAUAAGCUCCAGGUUAUGGCACAUAGUCUCAAAUUUAUUUGCCAAUAUUCGCCAUUAAACAAAAAUAUAAAUGGAAAAUCUAAGGGCCUUAAAGGUGGCUUCUAGAUUUAAAACCAAAGUCAAUUGCUCAUAAAGAGCUAAAUCCUCCUGUCAGAGGGGUCCUAUAUCAAAACUAGGAGUCCAAUAUAGGUAGAUUGGUGAAAUUGUGUUGCCCAGUGUUCUCGGUUGUAUAACCACCUGAGCUCACACACUGGUUGUCCCUAAAUGAACCCUGGCAUAUUUAAAUUACAUUUGAUCUCCUGUUCACCAGUCCAGCCAGGACCCUUUGUUUUAUAGUUGUUUGCAUUAUCACGCUUGUGUUUUCAUUAUAUUGGAUUAUUGUACCUCGAAACCUUCAGGACACCACUAUGAUUUAAUAAUCUAAAAUGUAAUAAAGAAACAGAGGCUGAGAAGCUAGUUGCUGCUAAGCUAGUUAGCUCCUAGCUGGUGUUACUUACUUUCCACAGAAUGUUUUAUUGGUUACUUUAAUUAGUCAAAUGUAGAUCUGUUAAAGCUGGUACUUUUACAUGAAAAGGGCUUUAAAUAUAGACAUGACUUCCGCUUUAUCUGACUAAACGCACAGUAUGCAAGGCUUUUAUAUAUAGAUUUAUUUUACUUCUUUUUUUGGUAAAAUACAUGUCCGACAGAUUUGUGAAAGCGUUUGUCAGAGAUAAAAUCCUCGGAAAUGAAAUAUCUGAUCAGAGCGAGAUCUGACAAAGCACUCAGUGCAGUCUUGCGGAUGUUUGAAAAACUCGUUGGUGAUGAGACGUUUGUCACUUAAAGCAUCUUGUGGUCCAAUCUUCAGUCGUCAUUAGUCACAGUGGCCUACAACAGAUGCCAGAUGGUCAUACUUUGUUUCAUCCGGUUGUUGUUUAUCAGCCGACAGACGAUAAACUUGAGAUUUUCGUAAUCCUAACCACAAGUUGACAUGCAAACAGAAGCGCAAGCGUGCUUUUAUUUCAGGGAAGGGAAACUCCGCACACUUAUUUAUCUUAAAACGCAGUGUCAGCGUUGCGAUUCAUGUUUUUUUUCUUUUGACUUGAUGUUCAAUAUGUACAAAUGUAUAUACACUCCAUAUUAUACUAUGUAUAUUAUAAGGCGAUAAAGGCACACUGUUUCCCCAACACUGAGUUGUUUUUUUGCGGGGGCCAGUUGUGGGUGAAAGCUAAAUAUAAAAUGUAAGAUGUAAUAUUUCAUUGUCUGUUGAUUUCCUGCAAUGUUUCCAUGGCUCUGUUGUUCUUUUCACAAUUUUAAUACGGAUUUGUAAAAAAAUCUGUUGAAAACAGAUUUAUAUUUGAUUGAAUAUUUAUUAUUGUUAUUAUUAUCAUCUACAUCAGAUGCUUAAGGCUUAAAGAAUACAAUUGUAUUGUACAUAUUUUAUGCAUCUGGUGCUGGCUGUUUGACUGUCUACAAAAAAAUAACUCAAGCUAACACAAAUAAAACCUUUUUUCACUCGA
Molecule: messenger RNA, 3344 nt
Organism: Mugil cephalus (flathead mullet)
Lineage: Eukaryota; Metazoa; Chordata; Actinopteri; Mugiliformes; Mugilidae
Gene: ccr10
Product: chemokine (C-C motif) receptor 10
Exons: 2
Coding region: 17-1192 (391 amino acids)
Biological process (GO): immune response; G protein-coupled receptor signaling pathway
Cellular component (GO): membrane
Molecular function (GO): G protein-coupled receptor activity
Source: RefSeq, a predicted model, not a curated record